Molecule: messenger RNA, 3719 nt
Organism: Sphaerodactylus townsendi
Lineage: Eukaryota; Metazoa; Chordata; Lepidosauria; Squamata; Sphaerodactylidae
Product: adiponectin receptor protein 1-like
Biological process (GO): adiponectin-activated signaling pathway
Cellular component (GO): plasma membrane
Molecular function (GO): signaling receptor activity
Source: RefSeq, a predicted model, not a curated record
AGGGGACCAGGGUCCUGAUGCUGCUGCCAGGGAUCUUGGGUGAGAGAAAUGAUGAAAGGACUGGGCGAGUAGAAAGGAAGGGAAGAGACAGUGGGCACGAUGGGGCUGGUGGCUCACAGAGGGAACUGAGCCUCUGCCCGUGAAGAGGCUUCAACUCUGCAACCCCCUUCCCCCGCUGCCAUCAUGAAGAGCCUGAAGGAGAGGGCCAGAUGGUGUGUUGGGUACCAGGAGGAGGAGGCCAUGGAAGAAAUGAGACCUUUGCUGCAGGAAGACAGCAGCCAGGAUGGCGUUGAGAUGGGUGUCGAGCCCACAGGUUGGGGUUCUGAUGACCCUGAGCUGGAAGAAGAGGAGGCAGCAGGUGACCCGGAUCCUGUUCGGGUCCUGAUGCUCCCGAUUCAGGCUCAUCACGCCAUGGAGAAGAUGGAAGAGUUUGUCUUGAAGGUUUGGGAGGGCCGCUGGCGAGUCAUGCCAUACGACGUCCUGCCUGAUUGGCUGAAGGACAACGACUUCCUCUUGCAUGGACAUCGGCCGCCCAUGCCCUCAUUCCGUGCCUGUUUCCGCAGCAUCUUCCGCCUCCACACUGAGACCGGCAACAUCUGGACACACCUCCUUGGUUUCCUGUUCUUCCUGGUCUUGGGUAUCGGUUACAUGUUCAGCCCCAACAUGAACUAUGUGGCCCCGAUUCAGGAGCGGGUGGUCUUUGGCAUGUUCUUCUUGGGAGCCAUUCUUUGCCUCUGCUUCUCCUGGCUAUUCCACACUGUCUACUGCCAUUCCGAGAAGGUCUCCCGCACAUUCUCCAAACUGGAUUACUCUGGCAUUGCUCUGCUGACCAUGGGCAGCUUCGUCCCCUGGCUGUAUUACUCCUUCUACUGCUCGCCACAACCCCGCCUCAUCUACCUCAUCAUCAUCUGCGUGCUGGGCAUCACAGCCAUCAUGGUUUUCAAGAGGGACUACCUCGCUACCUCAAGUUACCGAAAUAACCGGGCAGGAGUCUUUCUAGGCCUUGGGCUGAGUGGGUUGGUGCCCACCCUCCAUUUCAUGAUCGCUGAGGGAUUCAUCAAGGCCACGACAGUUGGACAGAUUGGCUGGCUCUUCCUCAUGGCUGUCCUCUACAUCUUGGGGGUGGCCCUGUAUGCGGCCCGCAUCCCUGAACGCUUCUUUCCAGGGAAGUGUGACAUAUGGUUCCACUCCCACCAGAUCUUCCACGUGCUGGUGGUAGCGGCAGCCUGCGUCCAUCUACAUGGCGUCUCCCAGCUGCAGGCGUUCCGCUCCUCCCUUGGGGGCAGCUGUACCGAGAACACUGUGCUCUGAUCCCUGGCAAGGUUAAACUGAUGACCUCCUCCCUCCGGGGUCAGGACCACCAAUCACCUUGCACACUUGACUCAAGAUGGACCAAGAGGGCAGGGCCUCUAAAAGGCACAGCGCUCGUCUGCGGGUGGGGUUUCCCCCUUCUAUUUCUUUCCUUUUAAACAAAUCUCUGUUGUGUCCCAGGUAUUUUCUGGGGACCCCCGUCCUCCUUACGUCCAACUUCACGGCGAUCUAUUUUUGUAGGUGUGAGUUGUCGAAAGGUGUAUUUUAGCUGGGAUGGGACACCAAAGGAAGGAACAACUGCAGAAGUGAAGCGGGCCCUUGAAGUGGCUUAAGAACAUCCGUGUCCCAAUAUUUGAAAGAGAGAGACGGAUGCAUGUGGGCUAAGGCCAUGAAUUUUAAAAACUUUGUGGAGGGGCCCGGUUGGUAGCAUAGACGGCCCUCUGUGUUUGAUCUGUCCCUAGGGAAUAUUGUCUCUUUCAGAGCGCUUGCUUUGCAAUGGAUACUGAGAAGUGGUCUGUACUGUACUCAAGGGUAUCCCAGCACCUUUGCACUGAGAGAUGGGAUCUAGUAGAUAAGGCAGGGGAAAGAGUAGAAUCUAGGAAGACUCUGGUCCCCAGUUCUUGCCCUGCCACAAACAGCAGAGGUCUGUCUAGAUGAAACUGGGACUUCUGGGUUCUCUCUGGAAUCUAAGCUCCAGUAGCACAUUUAGGGAGAAUUAAAUCAAGACAGCUAGCUCCCUUCCUCGCCCCCCCCCCCCCCCCACCCCAACCCCCAACGUUCCUUAGGGAUCCAGGUCAGGCAAAGCAAAGCAAAAACAAACAAACAACAAACGUGAGAACUGUUAAUUGUUCCCACCUUGGCACAGUGAGUGUAACAAAAAGGACUAGGGCAGGGAUGGAUGUAGCCCAUGGGUCAGCAGUUACCCAGUACUAAUCCAAGAGAUCUGUGGGUCUACUUAUGUGCAUUGGAAGGGUCUGAAGCCAAGCCUUUGGGGGCACGGAUACUUUUGAACGAAGAGGAUUACGCAGUCCGUUCAUUCAGCACUUUAAAAAGCUGGGAAAUUGCGUAGUUCAUGUACGCGGCCAAGGAAGAUAGGGAUAAGAUACCGUUUUUACCCAUGAAGUGGGGUGGGGAACAGUCACAGCCAGGGGCCAGAGACCGACACUAGGAUCAGAAUCCUUUCACCAGCAAUUUAAUAGACUAAAAACUGGCUGUUGUAAUCCAGAUCCCAGGCAGUUUGUUUCAGGAUAGAAUUUAGUACUCCCUGGCAGAAAAAGCCGGAGGCUACUCAACCAUCAGGUGAAGAGUGGUGUCAGGGCCAGUCUUAAUUUAGGAACAGGUGUGCCCCACCCAAAUCUGUCAUCUUGGUGGUUCCCCCAGAAUCUUCCACAUCUAGUUUUACCAUUUUGGAGCUCAUUCCCCUCCUCAAAUACUUGACUGACUGUAUAUUGAAGGGUCAUUACCCCGUCCGCCCUGUUCUCUUCCAGUUCUAUCCUGUUAUCUCUCCCACGUUUCAUUAUUUCUUUGGGGAAGGAGAAGUGAGCUGGAGUCAUGAACCAGAGUCAAAUGAGAGACCAUAAUAAUGGAAAAGCGCACUCUUUAUCUUGCAUGGGCUUCCCCCUCUCUUCAAAGAACAAAACUUGGAGGGGCUCUCGGAUCUGUCUUGGAUCGAAAAGUCUCAUGGGAAUAUCAGCUGCUGAGCUGGAAAGAGGAUCGUUCUCAGGCGCCACAACAGGAAAAAAGCGGCAAGCUUGAUAUUUUGGCUCUUUGGAGUUGCAGAGCCUCUUCAAGCGGAGCCAGGCUCUGCCGUCCUUCCAUGCCAGCAGAGUCAGUGCCUCAAACCUCUAUGAUAAAACACACAUCCAAGGCCAAGUUGCAGCUACCGUGAGGCUCUUUCUAUGUCCUGCUCUGCGCAGAUCGUUUUUACAUGAACUGAAGGUGCGACGGAUUCAAGAUGCUCGGCAAAAACCUAAGGGAUCUGGGAACAGUAGCUGUAACUCUCAGGUUCUGUUUCUUUUGCAAGUGGGUGGGAAAGGUACGAGGAUUGGCAAGACCACCUUGUCGAUGUCCGUCGCGUGUGUCUCUGACCCUCUGUAUCGAACUGUCUUGGGAAACAGCGGUACGUAAUUGUAAGUGUCCCCGAUUCUUUCUUCGGCAUGUCCCACUGGCACUUUAUUGUGGUGAUUCUAGCCAGCACUGAGGGGGAAAAGAAGAUGACGACGACUCUCCAGUGCCAUGGCCCACUGAGGUACCGGUGGGCCCAGAAUUUUCUGCCGCAAGGAAAACAGCCUAGAUCAGGGGUCUGCAACCUGCGGCUCCGGAGCCGCAUGCGGCUCUUUCAGCCUUAUACUGCGGCUCCACCUGGCCUGGAGGUCAGAGGGUAGGGUGGGCGUGUCCCUCCAGCCCUC